AUGGAAUUAAACAAUUCAAUUUCAAGAAAUUCAAGGACGUCUAGAUAAUCAUUGGCCGAAGUUCUUUAAGCUCAUGAAGAGUAAUAGGAAUUGGAAUUGAAAUCCAAGCUGAAGAAAGCAUAAACUCUAAGUUAAAAAAAAAUCAGGUAGCAGCAAAUCUAAACUUUAAAAGAGUAAUCCUUAAGAGAGAUAUUGGGAUUUUUUACGAAUCAAAUUGAUGUCAAGAGAUUUUUAAAAAACAAAAAGAAAUUGCUGAGUUGUGACGAUACAGAGGAAUCAGAGAAAUAUUAAGAUGAGUUUUUAAAUCCAAAUGAGUUUGAAGAAAUGAAACAUAUUUAUGGAGAUUGCAAUAUUGGGGAUCUUGUAAUUGUUUUUCCGAAUCCAGAUGAUGAGGAUGCUCCUGUAGGGGAGGUAACUUUUUUGGAAGCCGAAAAGGUUUUUGAUAAGUUUAUUACAGUUAUUACCGAUGAAGUUUCUAAGUCAUAUUUAAAAAAAGAAAGGGAUUCCUUUUUGUUGUCCUUUCUCACAUUGGGGGAUUAUGUGAAGCCAUAGAAAAAGACAAAGAAAUAAGAGGAUAAGAAAUAAGAUGACAAGAAAUAGAAUAAGGAUAAUAAUGAAAAUUAGAAUUAAUAAUCUGAUAAAAAAGAUGGUCAUAAAGAGCAAAAGGAAAAUAAAGAAAAGAAGAAUUAAAAUGAUAAGCAUUAAAAUUAAUCAGAAGAUGCCAAACUAUUACCAAACUAAAAAGAUUAACCAUCAAGAAUUAACUCAUAGCAAUCUUAACAUACUGAAAGUAAGGCUUAAGAAGAAACUUCAUAUGAAAAAUAUUAAAAGUUUAUGAAGCUCUAUGAAGUAUAAUUAAAAUAGGAGGAAGAAUAAUAUCAAGAGCAAAGGAAUGUUGCCAAAUAAAUUCAAUUAGAAUAAUUUUCAGAAGUCAAAUUUUCUUAAUAAUUCUAUCGACAUUGGUAAAAACAAAAAAAAUAAGAAGACACCAUCAUUGACCCACUUAAAGAAUUACUUAAAAUUGAUCUUAAUAAUAUUAAGCAAUUCAAAAAUGUGAGUAAAUAACUAAGCAAGGGAGGGUAUCUAGUAAAGAGAAUGAAUGAUGAAGUAGAUUAUGAUUGGAUUUGUCAAAAUACACCUCCAAGAGAUUUCUUGACUCUUGUUCGCAUAACAGUUAUCAAUAAACUAUGUAGAAAUGCUUUUGUUCAUUGUAGAUAAUUUGUUUCAACAACUGGAAAACAAAUUUUUGUUGUUGUCAAAAGUCAUCAAUAAGUUAUUACAAGACAAGCAUAGAAAAUGAAAAUAACGAAAUAAAUAGAAAUGGGAUUCGCAGAUUUAUUUUCACUGGAACCUGUAGAUAAUGAAUUUAGACCUUUGAGGUUGAAAAGCUAUGUUAGGAUUAUUGAUGAUGAUUUAAGAAAUAUAUUGGCAUAGGAAGAAUAUGGUUAGACUGAACCUGAAUUUGAUUAUUUGAAUUGUUAGGAUGUUGAAAAUUACUGUUUGAAAUUGUAUAUCAAAGUAAGACAAUGGAAAGGAAAAGACUUGAAAUAUAAUGUUGUUAAAAAAUAAAGAGAGGUUGAUAAGAUAUUGAAAGAAGUUGUUACAGACUUAAAUAUCGAUCAAAGUCAUGAGAAGGUUGAAUUGAUUGAUGAUAUACCAAUAACUGAUGAGGAAUGGCAGGUCUAUUAUCUCUAUUUAGAAAGUAUACUAUGUUUUGGUAAGAAAAUCUAAUGGGCAAAAGAGUAAAAAAUGAAGGAAGUAAUAGAGAAUAUUGCUUUCCUCUAUAAACUAGUCUUUCUUAAGGCAUUAGGUGAUGCCAACCAAAUAUGGUAUGCUGAGAACCAAAGUUUUUGGAGGGAAUUUAACGGAGAGAAGCAGAUCAUAUUCAAUUUAUGGGGUAGACUCAAUAUAACUCCAGUUGCACCAUAUACGGAGUAUUUUAAAUCAUCAGGGAGUGCAGGUUCAUCCCUGUGGAGAAAGUACGAGAUUAAUGAAAAUAAGCAUCGUUCAGAGUUUAUUAAUAUGGAAAAAAUUAAGAUUACUAAUUCGAUUGUUUUAAAACAUAUUAACAUUUUAAAGAUGUUGUAAAUGCAAUAUCUUUUUGCGUAUUUCCCUGUUCAUGACCUACAUCAAUUAAAAGGGUAAGGAGAGUUAAAGAAACAAUUCUUUGAGCCCUUAAAAAAGAACGGAUUUAUUGUAGAGAAAGAAGCUUCUGAAGGUGAGAAAUAUUUGAGAGAUUUAUUUAAGGAAUUAGCAGAUGAAGCAGAAUCAACAGAUUUCGAUUCUGAAAGUUUGGAAAAGGAAAGUGGAUUCAAUCCCAGAGUACCUUGGUUCGUUCCUAUUGAUUCGAUACGUGAUUAUUUUGGGGAGAAGAUUGCUUUGUAUUUUGACUUUUUGAGUUACUAUGCUAAAUAGUUAUGGUAUAUGGCUGUUAUCAGUAUAAUUACAUAGGGAAUUAUGUCCUCUUCUUCAUUAGAAUUGAGACAGACAGCCAUUAUUGGAUUUUCAAUCAUUAUUAUUAUUUGGAGUACAUUCUUUAUGGAAUUUUGGAAAAGAGAAUAGGUGUAUUUUAGUGUGAGAUUUGGAUAAUAAAAUUUUGAAGCUGAUGAAGCAGAACGUCCAGCCUUUGAGGGAGACUUCAUAAGAUCCGUAUUGAAUGAUGAUCUGAAUGAAGAGUUUUACUCUCCUUUGAAAAGGAAAAUGAAAUAACUUCUAGCAUUAUCAAUAAGUGCUAUAAUUAUUGGAUGUGUUAUUGGUUGUGUGAUUGGCAUCAACAUUCUUAAGAAUACAUUGAUUGAAUAAAAACUUGAUUAAACUCUUUCCAAUACAAUUCCAAGCAUUCUCUAAGCAGUUUCCAUUAACUUUUUUAACUUCAUCUACAAUAAAGUUGGUUAAACAUUUAAUGUUUUGGAGAAUCAUAAAAUAUUGUCUACUUACGAAAACUCUCUUGUUGCUAAAUUCACUAUUUUUAGAUUUGUUAAUAAUUUCAUUUAAUUUUUUAUUACAUCCUUUUUGUCAAGUUAUUUUGUCUAACUCAAAUUAUGCUAAGUCAAUUUAGAAAUACAAAAUGAUUGUUUUUAAAUUCUGUCUAAUUAGAUGACAACUAUAUUCUUAACGAAUAUUAUAUCUCUCUAAAUCCCUAAACUAGUUGCUCCUCACAUAAAAGCAUUCAUUACAAAUCUAUUGACGAAGAAAGAUGAAAAAUUAGUAGAACAUCCAUUCAAUCUGAUUGAUGAGGAGAUAGAAAGGCAAUUAAAAUUAGACCCCUAUCAAACUAACGAAGAGGUGGAUGGAAGUGUAAAUGACUAUAUGGAAUUGGCAAUUUAGUUCUCUUACCUUUCACUUUUUGGUUUAGCAUUUCCAGCUUGUUACAUCUUGGCUUUUGUCUAGAAUGUAGUCAAACUUUAAGUCGAUAAAUUCAACUUCUUUAACUAUUCAAGAAGACCAUUCCCUCAAGGUGCAUCUUCAAUAGGAAAUUGGUUGAUUAUAUUUGAAAUGAUAUCAUUCCUGGCAAUAUUUACAAAUGCUGGUUUGAUUGUUUUUACUUCAGAAAUAAUUAAGGAAAACUAGGUGUAAGUAUUUACAACGCUUUUAAUUGUAUUCUUAACACUAAAAUAUAUUAUCAGAUUUCUAGUUCCUGAUGAACCUGCCGAAGCUCUGGUAUUGAAUAGAAGACAUGAAUUUGUUGUGGAGAAGGCAGUUAAAGGAUUUCAAACUGAAAGCAAUGCCAGAUAUUUAAUACAAAAGAUUAAUAGAUCGAUUGGUGGUCCUAAGGAGGUUAUAAGCAGUGAAGAGGAGGAUUGAACUUGAAUAGACUUUCUUUUAAUUAAUUGUUGUUUAUUUUUUCAAA
Paramecium tetraurelia is the source of this 3850-nucleotide messenger RNA. RefSeq lists its product as uncharacterized. The transcript is spliced from 4 exons. NCBI's taxonomy places the organism in Eukaryota, Ciliophora, Oligohymenophorea, Peniculida, Parameciidae. Gene Ontology annotation, biological process: chloride transmembrane transport. The record is from RefSeq and is a predicted model, not a curated record. Gene Ontology annotation, molecular function: chloride channel activity.